Mya arenaria is the source of this 5647-nucleotide messenger RNA. RefSeq lists its product as uncharacterized. Gene Ontology annotation, biological process: spliceosomal complex disassembly. The record is from RefSeq and is a predicted model, not a curated record. Gene Ontology annotation, molecular function: ATP binding; zinc ion binding; RNA binding. NCBI's taxonomy places the organism in Eukaryota, Metazoa, Mollusca, Bivalvia, Myida, Myidae. Gene Ontology annotation, cellular component: catalytic step 2 spliceosome; intracellular anatomical structure.
AUGGGCAGCAGGAAUGACAUUAAUGAGUUGGCUAAAUAUUUCCAAAAUACUUCACUGUCUGCAAAGCCUGAAAAUGAAUCAAAAGAUUCAGCUUAUAAAAGAACUAACAAUGACAUCACUGUUGAUAAACAAGUUUUUUCUAGACGUUUGCCGUUAGAUAUAGAUAUUGCAAACAUGAAUGAAGCAUUCGGAGGUGCGAAGCCAAAACAAGGUCAUUGGCACAGCGAUCGACAUAGGACAGUCAUCGGUAGUAAUCAAAGAAGACCUACAUUUGGGCAUGACGACAGAGAAAAGUAUUAUUCAAUAUCUGAAAAUAAAGAUCGCGAGGCAAGUAAAGUAGAACAAAACAAAGACACUCGUCGACAACCGAUAUACAGUAAAAGUACGACUUUGGCGUACGACAACCCUGAAUGGCGGCAUUCAGUAUCAGAAGAUAAAAGCAAUUUCUCAGACAAGUGGAGACCAAUCAAUGCCGACGUGACAAAACACAAAUCAUCUUUUAAAUCCUCAGCAAGUUCAAGAACGAGUGAGAACACAUUAGAUGUUGGUUUUGAUCCAGUGCCAGAUGCAGAAGCAAAGCGUAAUCGUGCUGAGAAUGAUGUAAAAAGUAGCUGUUUACCAAAAGCAAACAUAAACGUCAGCACAGGAAUUUUCAGAAUGGAAAAAAGUAGAGGAGAUACACAAAAGGCAAAUUAUAAUAAUACUUGUGACAAAACCAUUCGAAAUAACGGGAAUACGAGGGAGACUGAUGACAAAAAAACACAUACCCAGAUUUAUGUUGUGAUUUGUGACGAAGUUUCAAAUGAGCGGAGAAUUCAAGAUUUUUUAUAUCAGCGGAUGGGUAGACCGGAGUGGUUGACUUUAGAGGUUAAGUGUGUUGAGAAAAUGGUAGGACUCAGCGAAGGAUGCACCUUGGUAACAACGUCAUUUGCAAGUGCAAGCACUGCUAGCAAAGCAGUAGAUCUUCUGCACAGUUCCAACAAAAACUUUUCCAGCAAAGUUCAUGUAUUCAUUAGCAAGAAAAGUGCCCUCGGCGAGGAGCUGACGAUGACUGAUAAACGUGAGGCUGAAAUUAAAAAAGCUCGAGAGGAAAUGCUAGAAACGGCAGAACAUUUUGUGCAAAAACACAAUAUGAAAAUAAAAGAAAAGGAAGAUGAAAUCGGGGAAAUCGACACCGUAUUGCAUAGACAGAAAAUUUCAUUCAAUGUUUAUGACAAACUAUCAGACAAGAAGUCGGCUUUGGAUGACAAGUUACAGGAGCUAAAAUCACAAAAGGGAGAGUUUUGUAAAUACAAAGCAAUAGAAACAAAAUUUGAAGACAUAAUAGAUAAUGAUAAAUUCGGAAAUGAUUUGAAAGAAAUUCGAAAGGCUCUUGGUGUCGAAUGCCGGCGCUUAGAAGCAGCCCUACCGAUAUAUGCAAGACGAGAGGACAUCCUUACAACAAUACAGGACAACCAGGUUGCUGUUGUACUUGGCGAAACGGGAUCUGGAAAAUCCACUCAAAUGGUCCAGUACCUGUAUCAAGUUGGAUAUGGAGGCAAAGGCCUUAUUGCUUGCACUCAGCCUAGAAAGAUUGCAGCAAUCAGUCUGGCGACCCAUGUGUCCAAAGAACUAGCCUCAAGCGUUGGACAAAAAGUUGGCUAUCAAGUAGGCAUGCAGAUAAAGAAAACAGAUAUCACAAAGGUUUUGUAUAUGACUGAUCACAAUUUGCUGAAUGAAUGUUUAACAGAUAGGUCGUUAUCAAAGUACUCUUGUGUAAUUAUUGAUGAGGCCCAUGAGAGAAGCAUUCAAACAGAUUUACUUUUAGGACUUCUUAAGCAUUGUUUGAAAACCAGACCAGAACUCAAAGUUAUUGUGACGUCUGCAACAAUUGACCCAGACAUAUUUGUUCAGUACUUUGGGGGUCCACAAAACUGCCCCGUUUUAAGUGUUUCCGGUCGUGCAUUUCCCGUAGAUGUCAUUUGGGAUCAUGACGAAAUGUACGAUAGCCAAUAUUCAAACGAUUUUGAGAGGAAGGCCCUUCAGAAAGCUAUUGACAUCCACACAGGAACUGAUGUUAAUUCUGGGGAUAUUAUUGUGUUCCUUACAUCUGCUUUUGAGACAGUUAGGUGUGCGGAACGGUUCAAAGAAAAAAGUGUAGACCAGAAUUGCAUCUGUUUGCCGCUGCACGGAAAACUAAAACCAGGAGAGCAACAACUAGUUUUUGAUCCAACUCCGAAGGGAAAGCGAAAGAUUAUUUUCUCGACUAACAUUGCUGAAACUUCCGUCACAAUAGAUGGCAUUACGUAUGUGAUAGAUACUGGGCUCGUGAAAGAAAUGCGUUUUGAUCCUAAACGUUACAUGAGUUCUUUGGAUGUUGUGACUGUAAGCAAGAGCUCCGCCAAUCAGCGUAAAGGAAGGGCGGGGAGAACUGCUGCAGGAACAUGUUACAGACUCUAUGCGCAAACUGACUUUAGCAAAAUGGAAAAAUCUGGAACUCCCGAAAUAUUACGUAUCCAUGUUGCGCAAGGUAUUUUGAAACUUUUACAAAUGGAAGUUAAUCCUUUUGACUUUGAUUACGUCCAGUCGCCCUCACCAGCGGCAAUGAAAAGUGCAGUCGAAGAGCUUAUGAGUAUAGAAGCUGUUGACAAAGAUGGAAUUACUGAGCUUGGAGAAUGGAUAGUGCGACUCCCUAUUGAACCAAGGCUUGGAGUGAUGGUUAAAAAGGGAAUUGACAUGGGUGUUUCUCUUGAAUCGAUUGUCAUUGCAACUUGUUGUAAUCAACAAGUGUUCUUUCGCACUGGUUCAGAUGAAGAGAAAAAAGUAUCUGAUGAAAAACUGGAGUUCUGUCACAUUGGAGGUGACUUACUGACUAUGUUGUCGGUAUAUAGAGAGUGGGAUAAAGUCAACGAAAAGGAAAAGGGCAAAUGGUGUAAUACAAAGAGCGUCAAUGGAAAAUCAAUGAAAGGCGUUCGGGAAAUGGUCGAUGAAAUAUGCACAUCACUGAAGAGAGAGUUGGAUGUGAAUAUCCGGCAUAAUUUUAUUGAAGUAGCUGAAGCCGAUUCACGUAUAGGAAAGUUAAUUUUUGAAUGCAUGUACUCUAACCUGGGUUACUACCUUGGACAUGAAAGUGCGGGCUACCUGAUUGUUAAUCGCAAUCACAGGGUACAGAUACACCCUUCUUCAGCCCUGAUUUCUCUAGGCUGUCAGCCUGAAUGGAUAGUCUUCAACAGAGUUUUGAAAACCUCAGCGGAUUUUAUCACAGAGAUAACGCCAGUUCCGGAAGACUACAUUAAGGAGGCGGAGCGCUUAGGCAAAAUCAAACUAGACAGAACAGCAUUGCACAAUCAACGGAUUGAACGAGUGAGCACAAUUCCAGUUGGAAAACAUGUGUUUUGGAAGUUUGUUGGACCAAUGCAUAAAGAACGAAAGUCAUUAGAAGCGGACAUUCAAGAUGUUUGCAACGGUUCCAAUGUGAUAAUUGAAGCAAAUAGACGGAGAGGUGAAGUAGUAUUGUUUACAGUCCCGCAAUAUUCUAAACUUGCGUUGGACAUACUUAAGAAAAACCUCAAACCAUUACCUUCUCAGCUAUUGAACGAACGAAUAGAAAAGCCUUUGUGCGAAUCAGAAGUGAGGGUGGUUAUAAAAGAAGGUGGUGAAGUUGCUGAUAUAUUGAUGCCAGAUCAAUACAGGGUCUGUAACAUCAAGAAGAAUGACUCCGCUGAAAAUUCCUUAACGGAAGACGAGGUACACACCGUAUUGUCUCAGUUCGGACCAUUAGAGCAGAUUUGGCAAACAACAGAAAAUCGAAGCACAAACAGCAUGUUUUGGGGGAAAGUAACAUUCACAAAUGCAAGCGAUGCUAAUGAAGCUGUAAGUGGCAUAAGACCGGAAGACGUUGUUCGCUUACUGAUGACGAGGAUACAGGUAUUAGACGGAGAUAUUUCUGUCCAGCCAGCCAAAGAACGCCUAGACGAUAAGAAGUCAGAUCUUUUCAUAAGGGGAAUACCUUUGACAGUUUGUGAGGAUGAUAUUAAAGAAGGUCUAGCAAAUUCACUAGGUGUUGUCAAUUCUAAAGAGCGCUUCACCGUUUUUAUCCCGCGUGAGAAUUGUACUCUUCGAACAAAUGAGCUUGGAUUGGUACGAACAGAGUUGACGAAUUUGUUGUCUACGUUGUCCAGACCGGAACAUUUCCGAUCAAAUGUGGUAGAGUACAGGCAACAAACAGUUACUGCUUUUGCAUUUGUCACUUUCAAUAAUGCAGAAAUGUGUGAACAUGUUGCUGACAGGAUAAAUGACGGGGGUUGUUAUAUCAAUGACUGCAAAUUACGCGCGGAGGUUGAAUAUAAGUCAUCUGUGCAUGUGAAGCGGUUCUUGUUUGAUCUUCUGAAACAAGACAUUAAUGAAAAGGUAGAAAUGUAUCGAACACAAAGUCAGUCCACAACGGUUGAAAUAAGGUCGCUGAUAUCUGGCAACUUUUCGCUUGAUAUACAGUCUAUUUCUUCACAAAACUUAGCUAGGGCAAAGGUUUCAUUUGACAAACUUGUUCAAGGGGAAGUGUUGGAUUGUGAUGUAAUAAACAACAUUCAAGUGUUAUUCUUUGGUGAUGGUCUUGCGAAGAUAAAAGAAAUCGAGAAGUUUAGUGGUGCGGUCAUUAUUCUUGAUGAAAGGCGCAUGCAGAUUUCCGUUCAAGGAAGUACAGCUUCAAAGAAAACAGCUAUUGCACUCAUAAGAACAGAAGUUCUAAGGUGCGCUGAUUCGAAGGAGACAAUAGUUCGCCUGAAAGGUGAAGAUAACCCACCCGGUUUAAUGAAGGCAUUGGUCGUCAAGUAUGGGAUAAAACUUGAUGAAUUGAAAACUAAAACCGGUUUGUCGUCGAUAACAUUGAAUUUUCGAUACCAUGAAAUAUCGUUGUCGGGUAAAGAUGGCGCCGUUGUGAAAGCAAUAUCAAUUAUUGGGGAGCUUAAAGAGUCUCUGUCAAGGGACAAAACCGCCGCGAAUGCUAGCACAGAUUUGCCGGAUUGUCCAGUAUGUCUGACCCCUAUAAAUGAAGAAGAUAUGUUUCGACUUGAAUACUGCGGUCAUGCCUAUUGUGAAACCUGCCUGACGAACCAAAUAAGAUUUGCCAUACAGAAUAAAGAAUUUCCGGUCAGCUGUGCGGUACAAAAUUGCGACAAAGGUUUCGUUGCUCGUGACUUCAAUUUUCAAAUGGGAAAUAACUUCAUUAUGCCAUCAGAACUUGUCCAGGCAUCUAUGACAAGCUUCGUAAGAAGGCACAACAAAGAGUACAAGUUUUGUCCAACGCCGAAUUGCAAUAUGGUAUACAAGGUAUCAGGAAUUGGUGGAAGGUUUGACUGUGUUCUUUGUAAAUCUUCGACGUGCACAAAGUGCCAUAUUGAGUUCCAUGAAGGCCUCACCUGCGCCAUGUACAUAAGUGCAAAAAAUGAUGAAGAUUCUGUGCGAAGAUGGAUAAACGAAGAUCCUCAGAACAGAAAGAGUUGCCCUGUUUGUAAUAUAAGUAUCGAGAAGAUCGAUGGUUGUUAUCACAUUACGUGCAAGUGUGGUUCUCAUGUGUGCUGGAAAUGUCUCAAGUACUUUUCGUCAAUGUCCGCUUGCUACGGACAUAUGCAAGCCGAGCAUGACUCGUUUGUGUAACCCGGUUUAAAAA